ACUUCCUCGUCAGGUUGUUUGACAGCUAUACUUCCUCAUUGUAGUUUGACCGAGAUUAGUUGUGUGUGUACUGGUCGGUGUAACAGUCAUGAAGGACGGUACUGGAGCAGGAGAGCAGGCGGAGGUUUCCCGCCAGGAGCUUUAUGAGGAUUAUGUGAACUGUUACCUUCACCAGUGUGUGGAGGCUCGGCCGUGCCACGAUAGGCGGCUGCUGAAGAAAGCGGCUCAGUAUUUACUGAGGGAACCAGAACCCAGAGACACUUUCACCGUGUUCCCAUUCUACCAGGCUGUGGGCGAGAACUGUGAACCCAUGAGCACAAACUGCAGGAAACACCUGUGUGCCUUUAUCAAAGCCACCGAGCUGCUGGAAACUCUCUGCGUAAAUCUGUUCCUUCAACCCUGGAAGAAAGAAUUCAAGACACUGAAGACUUUUACAGGUCCAUUUGUUUACUGUCUUCAGCCAGCCCUCAGCAGUCCUACCAUUCAGUCAGUCCUGGCUUCUAUUGGCUACCUGCCCCAUACUGACACCCCACAAAGUGAGUUCAGACUCUGUGAGGAUGCCAGCCCAGACAGAGCUAUACUGGUGGGCUUUGAGCUGCUGCUGGCUAGGGUGGAAUGUCACCACCUCCUGGAGCUCCUGGAGAAAGAUCAGCUGGGACCACAGGAGUGGCUGGAGAUUCUCCAGAGAAGAGUCAGGCCCACAAAACUAGAGGAACCCACAGAAAAGAAGACCACGACAGGGCAAAAGGAAGAAGAGAAGAAGAAGCAAGAUGCAGAUAGAAAAGAGGUGCCUCUGUAUUCAGACACCAGGCUUGCAGUGAACCCCCAGUCCAAGCCUCGAAAGGGCCACCUCAUCAGUGCAGACCAGUCCAUUAUGGAGAUGCAGAGAACCUACCCUGACCUGGCCUUCAGGGGCCGCCCUCUGGUACCAGACAAACAAGCAAACAGCAGCAGAAGCAGCAGUAAAACUGUCCAUACUGCCAGUGAUAAUUACAGUGAUGAUAGUAAAGCUGUUGAGCUCCCCAAAAGAGACUGUAUUAAAGGCACCAAAGCUGCUCCUGCUGACAGUAAAAAUGAUGGAAGCAAAGCUGAUGAAGUGUUGGGUGACAAUGGCAGAAGUAGUGGUGCUAAUGACGGGAACAGUGGAGGGAACACCACUCCAGGAAACACCACUAGCAGCAGCUUCAGUAAUAAUAAUGGCAGCAGAGUUGAUGAUGAGCUCAGCGGUCCUCAGGCCAUUUCCCUUCACAUCACACUGAGAGCUGGACACAAAGCAGAGCAGGGCCUGAAGCCUGGAGAGUCUCAGCCAACAACAGAGCCUACUGCCUGGAUGCAGCAGCAGGCUCCAGCAGGCGUGCAAAAUAAGACACCAGCUAAACCAGAGCUUUCCUCUCUGGGCUCCAUUGACGAGGAGAAGGACCUGAGAGACCUGGCAGAGAGGAUGGGCCAGCUCUGUGUGCAGGAGAGAAAAGAUGAGGUGAAUAGAAAGGGGGAAAAGAAAAGAAGAGAGGAGAACACAAAUCAAGAGAUGAGGAAGAAAGGCAGAAAGGCAAGUACAGAGGGAGAGGCAGAUGAGCAGAACCUCAGGAAGCCAGUGAUGGAGACAGGUCCAGCCCAGGGCACCGAUGCCAACAGAUGCACCAGAUCGUCUCAGUCUGAGAGAGAGCAGAGGCAGCUCACUGUGCAUCACCCCUCACCGCUGACUGUAAGUACAGCAGACUGUCAGAGCUGCACAGGCGCAGGCAGCACAGGGAAGCCGCAAGAAGGAGAAGAUAGUGAAAGAGCAGAAACAGGCCGAGGAGAAGAGGAGCAGCUGGCGCAGAGCUUUGUUAUUCUCUAAGCAUCACUAGAAGCAUCAUAGCAGCAAGGUUCAUAUAAAAAACUACUGAGCAUUCCCAAAACUAACAUAAGCUGUAGUCAGUCUACAGGGCUAGGUUUAACCAAAGUACAGAUGAAACAGAGCAGAACUAUUGUUUUAAGCCCAAUACCACACACUGUGUACACAGUUGGAAAUUUGCUCUGUCUGCUCUCAGGAAUUUCUUCAGCUGCUUUGGCUGCAUUAUAACAAGUUUUGGAUUAGAGGCCUUAACAAGACAUGCCCAUACAGGGCUUUUAAAUUGCUUUCAAACCUCGUGUUAUUCCAGCAUGGGAGUAUCCACACUAUUCCAACAUAAUCCUCCCAACUGGUCAUCCUGUACACAACUAGACACGAACAGACAGUGUAUAGAUCCUCUUUAAUUGUAUCAUAUACAUUGCAGGCAUAUUUGAAAAAACGGCAUUUUGUGUGCUCCUCAGCUGUUCUUCAGCAGGCUUGUUUACUCCAUUACACAUAUAUUUACUGACUGUUGGUCUGUGUACUUUAACACCUGUCAGUUAAUGUGAAAUGAAUAGGAGGCACCGUGUCUGUGAUUUAAAUUUUAAUGGUGAAGUAACCCCUUUAUUUACUUUUAUGUAUACUGUUAUCUUAUUUCAAUCAGCCUUUAAAUUCUUUUAACCAGUUCUCGAACCACACUUAACAUUUGACUUCCAGAUUAGGUCCAACUGAGAUUGCUCUGUUCUCAGUUCAAAGUGAAAGACAUACUUACUUUACUGACUAUCCUUGUCACUCAGUCCUCACACCCUCUCAACACUUGUUUUGUGCUCUGUCUUUGACCUUAUCCCAGAUUGAUUACAGGCUGACUACAGAUGUGUUCCCAUUCCGUUUUUGUUCUUUAAUAACUUAUUGUCACAUCUUGCUAUCAUGAAUUGAAAGAUGAAAAUGAGGGGGAACUUGAAGUGUGACAAGUACAUUUACACCACUUUCAUAAUCUGAAACCUACUCAUGAAAACGGGGUCAGCCCCAGUCCACUCAGGAAGACUUGGGAGAUUUGUAUACAUAUAGAACAUCGAUACUGGGGGCGGUCUGGUUGUCUAAUGGUUAACCACAUAUCUAUAGCAGCCACUAUUCAAACCCCGGCUGGGAGACCUUUAUGCAUGUCAUACCUCUGUACCUCUCUGUGUAUGUAUGUACACUUACUGUACAAAUAGAUGGACAGCAGAGAAGUGAGCUCUACUACAAAGUAAGAUUUGUUAACAUUGGAGUACACUGUAACAGAGAUCGCUGGGACUCGUCUGUGCCACUGUUCCUCAUGUGGGACAAUAUGGGUGUUCACCAUACUUUCACUAGCACAUUCUAUGAAGUUUUGUCUUUUGUAUCCUGUCCAUAUCUCAUCUAAUUUUCAUGAAAUAACAACAGAAUAGCUUCUUUUAAACACACACAAAUUUUGGUGUUAUGAAUGGUUGGGCUUUGUUGCUGUCUUAUCUCAUGUAUUGUGAAGAUUUGAAUAAAAUGUCAGCUCAUUGGUCA
Molecule: messenger RNA, 3346 nt
Organism: Lates calcarifer (barramundi perch)
Lineage: Eukaryota; Metazoa; Chordata; Actinopteri; Centropomidae
Exons: 6
Coding region: 89-1840 (583 amino acids)
Cellular component (GO): cytoplasm
Source: RefSeq, a predicted model, not a curated record